CCCAUUAUUUAUAUACUUCUCCAAUGGCGGCUGCUGAUCCCUCGCCGGAAUUCAUAUUCCGGUCAAAGCUCCCGGACCUCACCAUCCCCAACCACCUUCCCUUGCAUACAUAUUGCUUCGAAAGAAUCUCCGAAUUCAAACACAAUCCAUGUCUAAUCAAUGCCGCCACCGGUGACAUUUACACGUACGGUGAAGUCCACGUAACGGCCCGCCGAGUAGCCGCCGGCCUUCAUAAACUCGGUAUCGGAAAAGGGGACGUCAUCAUGCUCCUUCUCCAAAACACUCCACAAUUCGUUUUCGCUUUCCUCGGCGCUUCCUUUGCGUGCGCCAUCGCCACCAUGGCGAACCCGUUCUUCACGCCGGCGGAGAUUGGGAAGCAAGCGGCGUCGUCUGGCGCCAAGCUGAUCAUAACCCAAGCCGCGUUUGCGGAAAAAGUGAAAAUGCUGCCUCAGGAAAACCAGGGGAUUUUGAAAGUGGUAUUCAUCGACUCUCCACCGGAGGGUGGAUGUCAUUUUUCGUCGUUGACUGAUGAGGCAAAAGAGGAGGAAAUGGCGGAUGUGAAAUUCAGCCCGGACGACGUCGUUGCGUUGCCAUAUUCGUCUGGCACAACCGGCCUCCCAAAAGGAGUUAUGCUGACUCAUAAGGGAUUAGUGACCAGCGUGGCUCAACAAGUGGACGGCGAAAAUCCACAUUUCCAUAUCCGAAGUAACGACGUCGUUCUGUGUGUGCUUCCUUUGUUUCACAUCUACUCAUUGAGCUCGAUCGUGAUGACGUCGUUGCGAGUGGGAGCUGCGAUUUUGAUCGUCCAGAAAUUCGACAUCAAUUCCCUUGUGGCCUUGGUGCCCAAAUAUAGGGUCACCAUUGCUACGGUUGUACCUCCUAUUGUACUCGCAAUGGUCAAGAGUCCGGUUGUAGACCAUUCCGACAUGUCGUCCAUACGGAUCGUGUUGUCGGGAGCCGCACCGCUGGGGAAGAAUCUUGAAGAUGCCUUUAGAGCCAAGCUUCCCCACGCCAUUCUCGGCCAAGGAUAUGGAAUGACUGAGUCAGGAUCGGUGUUGACAAUGUCAUUGGCACUUGCAAAGGAGAGAUUCGCAAUCAAGUCGGGAGCUUGUGGGACUUUAAUGAGAAAUGCAGAGAUGAAAAUUGUAAACCCCGACACAGGAGUUUCUCUUUCAAAGAAUCAACCCGGAGAGAUUUAUGUUAAAAGUCCUCAAAUGAUGAAAGGGUACCUCAACGACGAGGAGGCCACGAAGGGUAUAAUCGACGAACACGGAUGGCUGCACACCGGCGACAUAGGGUUAGUUGACGACGACGAUGAGGUCUUCAUCGUCGAUCGUCUCAAGGAACUGAUCAAAUACAAAGGCUUCCAGGUAGCGCCGGCGGAGUUGGAAGGCCUGCUCAUUUCCAACGUCCACAUUGUCGACGUUGCGGUUAUACCUAUGAAAGAUGAAGUAGCUGGAGAGGUUCCUGUUGCGUUCAUUGUCCGGUCAGACGGUUCCAACAUCACCGAGGAUGAAAUUAAGCAAUACAUCUCCAAACAGGAACUCGUUUUGCAGUGCCGCCAAUGCAGCAAAGUACUAAAAAAGAAUAGGCUUGUAUGGAGAUUUAUAAAGCUGCCUAGCUUUGAUUUUGGAGUGGAAGCACUUCGCUUCUUUGGAUCACCGUGGCCAAAAUCCUCUCGUUCUCUGAUUGCCCAAAUGGAAAUGGUGCAUCAGGUUACAAUAUUAUUGCGCCCCAUCAUAUCAGAACACAGUACUACUUUAAACCCAAGUGUUGAAGAAGCCAUCAAAGAGAGGGUCACCACAAGCUUAAAGACAAUUGAGAAGAACUUCAGAUAAAACUCUACCACACUUUGGUUCGUGAGGGUGGGAUGGACAUAUAAAUGGAAGACACAACUGAAGAUGUUCUAACAACCUAGAUCCAUCGCUAGUAGAUAUUGUCAUUU
Molecule: messenger RNA, 1945 nt
Organism: Cucurbita pepo subsp. pepo (vegetable marrow)
Lineage: Eukaryota; Viridiplantae; Streptophyta; Magnoliopsida; Cucurbitales; Cucurbitaceae
Product: 4-coumarate--CoA ligase 1
Molecular function (GO): CoA-ligase activity
Source: RefSeq, a predicted model, not a curated record